CUCCGGAGCGCCUAUGCCCGGGAAAGAACUUCAUAGAACAGAACAAAACAACAAAAGGGCAAUCAAGUUGAGUCAUAACCCUACCAUUAUCUGUGUGACGAAGCUAGGCCAACGGAUGAGAUGCAAGCAUGUCGCGUCAGAACGAUGUCACCAGGUAUCAAAGUUCAAUGUUUUUUCAAUUGGUAUCGUUCAUGAGAUGGAAGCGUAUUGUGAGCCAAAUAGCGUGACCCAGGUAGCAAGAUGAAUGCCAACGCCCUGUUCGCAAAGAGGAAGGGCAAGACCCAGGCAAAGGAGAAGGGGCCCUCGGGCCAGAAGUCAGCCGACGCGUUUUUUCCGAAGGUCGUAGAGCCUUCCGCCGGGGACGUCCAUGCUGCUGUGGAGACCGAGGGGUCGAAGGCCGAGGCGGCUGUUAAGAAGAAGAGGAGCGAUAAGGGGGUGGAGCCCCCUACCAAGAAGCAGAAAGCCGCCGGGGGCGCUGUCGGGGCGGCUGCCCCCCUCAUUGUCAUUGAUGACACGCCCGCCGCUGAUGGGCCUCUGGCCUCGGUCACUCCGAAGGCUCCGGUGAAUCCAUCCCCGGAGGAAUUAACCCGGGAGAUCCGUCAGCUCUCCUUUGCCCCCGGCGCUUCACUGAUGCACGGCACUGCCGAGCCGAGGGCCUUCCUGCGGGGCAUCACCUCGAAGAUGGACAGGGAAGUCUUCGAGACCUAUGACGAUGAUGCCCUCGAGAACAGGAUCCUCCGGUCCUCUCUCACUGUUUGCAUAGCCCUCGGGGAACAGGCCCGGAGGCGCGAGGAAAGGCGCCUUCACGAGGCCGCCCAAGAUAAGAAGAUGGAGGGGCUGAUUCGCAAGAACUCCGAGGCGAUGAAGCAUGCUGCACAGCUGGAGGAGGCCCUCCGGGAGGCGAAGGCGGCAGCGGAGAAGGCCAAGGCUGACGGCAUAGCCGAGGGCAAGGCUGAGACCGAGAGGGUUGCUGCCGAGGCGGCGAAGAAAGCUGCCGAUGAGGCCAAAACCGCCCAGGAGGGAGCCGUGGCCCAGGCCCGAGGGGAGGCAGUUGCUGAGUUUCUUGCUGAGGGCUGGAGGACCGAGGGCCAUAAGGAGUGGGUGGCCUCUGUGGUGGCGACCUCGGUGGAUGCUUGGGUAGAAGGCCCCGGGGUUGACUGGCUGACAGAUAGGGGUGACGCCUACUAUCAGGGAGGUGAGUUUUUUACCCAGCAUUUGAUUUACCGGAGGCUCGCCAGGCACUUUGGCGUAUCCCUCGAUCAGUUUGACCCCUCGGCAUACGGCCUCCCUCCAUUGCAACCAGACGUGAGAGUUCCCCUCCCCCCGGGCGAAGAGCGGCCGACGAUAUAUGAUUCUGUGAUGAUGGGGGGUGAUGGGGGCGGAGCCAUCGGAGGUGAUGCUGCCGGAGAAGAAGUUUCCUCCAAAGCUGCCGUGGAAGAUGCCCCCGGAGAUAACGAUGCUGAAGCCGCAGAGAAAAUUUGUAUUUAGUUGAUAUUUAAAACUUCUGUUGUAACGGACACCUUUGAUCCUUCGGCUUCGGCCUGUCUGUAACGAUUACAUUGACUCCUUUUUGUUGUAAUUGAAUGAUUGCCUCCGGGCUUUGUAUAUA
This is a messenger RNA of Cuscuta europaea, 1609 nucleotides long. NCBI's taxonomy places the organism in Eukaryota, Viridiplantae, Streptophyta, Magnoliopsida, Solanales, Convolvulaceae. The record is from the annotation of a GenBank genome assembly.